AUGGUGCCCUUACUGCUGCUGCUGCUCCUGCCGCCGCCUGUGCAGCCGCAGCUGGAGGAUGUCUGCAGGUGGGGGGUGGUACUCAACAAGUACAGCACCUUGGGAGAGGGCAGUGAAAAGUUUUUCCUUCAGCAACCAAUUGCCGCUGUAGACCACUUCUUCCACCAAAUGGAGGAUUCCCCCAUCGACCACAGGGAGACGUAUGUGGGCUUUCCUUACUUCAUGAAGAUUACCUUGCUUUGCUCUAAGAAUUCAGAAACCAUGAUCCGUUCGAGCUACUUUAAGGGCCUGGGCCCCAUUGUGCUGGUCAUUUUCUACUCUGUUGUGAAUUUCAAGAAAUGGAGGGCAGAGAGGCUGCAAAUCCAGAUGAAGGGGGCACCAUUCCAAACCCACAAGCUAUGUGAUGAAGAGGACAUAUGUAUGCCGAGUUGGUACACCCCGAUGCCCAUGAAAAACGGCAGUGUAAUGAUGGAAGUUAGGAUCUCCAGCAACAACCAGGGGGAGGUUGUUUUCAAUUCCAGGUACAUGAUAAAUAUCAAUGGGUAUCUGAAAAAAGACAAGGGCAAACUGAUCUUUACCCUGGGAAAUGAGGUCAGGGCCAUGACCCACAGGGACUUCAUCAAUGCACCAUCGAGGCCUGUCUGGGCUACAGUGGGCCAGGCUCCUGUGCUCAUCCUCGGGGGCAUUCCAGAUGAGAAGAUGAUUCUCAUCUCUGACUCCAGCUUCAAGGACAUCUCCAUGAUAGAGCUGAACAUCGAUAGCUGCUGGCUGGGUUCUCUUCAAUGCCCUCAGGACAAGUUUACAGCCUCCAUCUUUGACACCAUUUCCAUGGAAAGUGUCCUCUUCAUCCGACAAAAUCAACUCGUCUACUAUUUUGUUGGCAACUACUCCCAUGUAUCUGGAAAAUCAACCGGCAAUUGGAUCCAAGUCUUGAAGAAAUUGUGUAUCAAGAAACUUUGUCCUGUCCCGUUACCUGGCCGUGGCUCUGAGUACAUCGUGGCCUUGGCUGGGGGCAAAGAGGAGGGCUUCUUCCACUUUGGGACCAUCACAGAUGCCGCAGUGACUUUUAAGCAGUUGCCUGUCUCAAGCUCCAUAUGUGAAUUUUUUCGAGACCCAGAGUGCAAGCUUCAGUGGGUGGAGUACGACCCAGACGAUAAUGUAUUCUAUAUUCUUAUGGAGUCGCACAAAGACAGCCAGACGACAUUCAGAGUUGUGAAGUACACACUAGUUCGUAAAGACUACGAUCAGGAUUCUGUCCACUUGAUAUACACAGUUCCCCAUUUCAUCCCUGAGAGUGAAGAAAAGGACUUUGUGAUGCUUCUGGGCAUGGAGCAGUACACUGAACACCGCCUGGUGGCCAAGGGUCUCUUCUACAACCCUUUCUCCAACUUGAUGAUCAUUUGGGGCAAUGCUAUUCUGCAGAGCUUUAACAAUAAGAAUUACAUUUACCUGAGUGAUUUCCCAAAGGACUCCUCAAUAAAGUACAUAACCAGCUCCUACACAGGCCAAGUGGUCUGCGUCACUGAGACUGAGCAGAUCUGGAUCAUUUAUGAAGGCAGCUUCCAGGUGCAUCGUCUGUACCCAUCAAAUGGCUGGAACAUUCUUUUCGCCCUUUCCCAGAUGCAGGGCUCAAGCCGAUAUUCAACCAAUGAGACCUCAGUCAGCAUCUUCUUUGACCCUCUGGGUCUGCAGCAGCUAGUCUACCUGGUUAACAAGAAAGGGGAAGGAAAGCUGGUGAAAAGGCGUCUGCCAAUGAAUCAAAUCUUGGUGAAUGAGAUACUGAAACAGUCUCACUAUGGAAUCGAAAGUGACCAUCCCAUACAGACCCUCAGAUACACUGAGCCAUGCCCUUUCGAGGUGCUGAGGCUGUUUGAAGUGCAGAGCCCACAAAAAUACACACGGGUGGAGCGCUACCAUGCAGAGGCACCUUACGUGAGCUCUGAGUCUGGGUUCCACACCAAAGUCUCUUUGGCCAUCUACCAGGGCCUCGUCUACCACUUGCUCUUGCUGCAUGCCAAGUAUGAUAAGCCCUAUGCUGAUCCUGUCCAUGACCCCACCUGGAGUUGGUGGAAGGAUAAGAAAGACCAUAAGGAGUACUUUUUUUAUAAAGCCAGUAACUUUCGAACAAUGUAUGGUGCACACAUUGAAAUGAAUGGCUAUAGUAAGCUGUAUAAUUUGAGGUCCAUGAAUCGUCUGCCAGAACACAUCUACCUGGACAAGGGGACCAUCUACAGCUUCUCUGCUUACAUUGUCUCUUCGAAACUUUCCUCAGAAACCAUCUUCCUGGGCAAAAAGAGUCAUUUGCGUCUGGGUGUGAUAAUGGCCGACCCCCUGUGUGUGUCAGCAAGAGUGGAGCAGAAGAAUCUGGUUAACCGAAAUGCUGUCCUCUUCAAGGUGGUUAUGGAAGACAAACGCCAUUGCUUCAAUCAAAGUAUCAGUGGACACAACCUGAAGAAAACAUCCGUAACCGUUAAGGUGGUUGGCUCAACUGGGAAGUGCUUUCGUAGAACCCAAUAUGGAUAUCAUAUGCUGGGCUAUGCCUUGAUCCCCAUGUUCAUCGGCUGUCCCCCAGGCAAGCGGUUGGCCUUUGACAUCACCUUGACCAUUGAGCAGAGCAAGCAUACCAAUAAAAGAUACUUUGACUGCGUGCAUCCAAACCCUGAAAUGCCUUGCUUCUUCUUCAGUGAUCCUUUCUUCCCUUUCUUCCUGGUCCAAGACAUGGUGACUGGUGAGUCAGGAAGCUUCAAUGGCAGCUAUGUCCUGAAGGUGAUUGGAGGAGGAACUUCCCAGGAUCACAUUGUGGAUUACUCAGAGGCUGACAUCUUCCGCUACAACAGUCCUACAGACAAUACCGACAGCCUCAUCUGGAUUGCCAGGGACAGCCCGAUGGCUAGCGAUUCCUUUAGCAUCCUGAGCAGGAACAGCUCUGGCAUUGAGUGGCUGUGCCUGAGGAAUUCUCCUUGUUAUGACAUCGUUCCCCACUCUAUCUUUUCUCCUGAUUUCUUUUUCAAAAUCAUGGUGAGCAACAGGGGUGUGGACACCAGCACCUACUGCGAUUAUCAACUCAUCUUCAUCCUCCACAUCCAUGGCCUCCCACUCAGCAAUUACAGGGCCCGCCUUUUCUUGUGGAUAACCCUGUAUGCUUGCUUGGGCUCUGUCUUUCUCUACCUCUUGUCUUCCUUCCUCUGGCCACACUUAAAGAACUGCUGUGUACAAAUCAGGAUGAAGUUCACUGACCUCAUCACUACAGAGUCUUUCUAUACAUAUACAACAUCCGCCACUACUGUCCCCUCCAUGGUCAGCUCCAGGAUCAGUGCAGGAGACAGGCUUUCUAUCCGAAGAUCAAGAACCAAGAAAAACACUUGA
Molecule: messenger RNA, 3366 nt
Organism: Trichosurus vulpecula (common brushtail)
Lineage: Eukaryota; Metazoa; Chordata; Mammalia; Diprotodontia; Phalangeridae
Product: cation channel sperm-associated protein subunit gamma-like
Exons: 28
Coding region: 1-3366 (1121 amino acids)
Cellular component (GO): motile cilium; sperm principal piece; CatSper complex
Source: RefSeq, a predicted model, not a curated record